AUGGAAAAGAAGAAGAAGCAUCAGAAACUUGUGACUCCUUCUAGUCAAGAACCUGCCUCAAAUGACCUCUUGAGCAAGGAAGAACAAAAUCAAUCCAACGAGGCGCUUGCAGCAAAGAAUACCAAAACUGGGAGCCCCUCAGAAGAAAAUCUUUCUUCCUUAAACGAGCAAUACCCACAUAUUCUCCAAUGGACGUGCACCACUCAACAUGCUGCAGAGCAGUCUUCCUUGAAUCCAAGACCUUGUGCACCAAGCCUUGUAAGUCGAUGGCAGCAAGUAGCAACAUUGCAGCCAAAUACCCCUAAUCAUCCGAUCCUGCAGGGCCAUUUAGCGCAAUCGACCACACCCUUUUGGCUGCCUCAGCGACAUAGUUACCAAUUUCCUGCAGUAAGUGUGCCUGCCACAUUUCAGCCAUUCACUUCCAUUCCAACAGUUGAUGCUAGCUGCCAACCUUCUGCUAUAAUUGGAGGAACCACCUCAAGAAGCCAACAGCAAGUUCCAAAUCUCUGUUACCAUUUUGGUCCAUACCCGGGUUUUCCAGGUCCUUGGGAUCCCUCUUCUUGGUGGGCUCAUGGUCAACAAUCUCAGCCAUCUUUCAACUAUACUUCCCCGGGAGGUUAUGGCUACUUUUCUUCAGCACCUCCAGCAAUGCCUAAUUGCUCAGCAACCUUUGGAGAAUCCUCUCAAAGAGGAAUAAUCAGGCCUACAGCAAAACUUUCCCAGAAGCACCAACAACUUUGGGAAGCUCAAUCAGUUGAGAAUGUUCAGCUAUGGAGUGUAAUUGGUCAAUUGCAAUCAGAAAUAGCUGAUUACAAGAGCCGCUUAAUAAAGCUUGAAGCUGAAAUUUCAUCUUUGAAACCAUCUGUGGAUGAGCCUGCUGCUCAUGUUAUUCGAACUGGCUUAUCUGGAGCGGCAUCAAAGAGAGGGAGACCUAAGAGAUCAGUUGCUUCAGUUGAUGUGUCAGCUUCUCCUGAUGAGUCUCAUCCUCGAGCUAGAGUUAGAAAGCCUGCAGCAGGUAAAGUUCAACCUGAGGCUCGAGGUCUUGUUUUUGAGAAAGUUGCUCUGAACAAGUUGGAAGAUAGACAAAAAACAGCUCAGUCUACUUCUAGUACCCAGAAAGGUAAUGGUGAGAUCCCGUUCGUCAUGACAAACAGUAGUGUAAACUUGGAAGUUAAUGGAAGUAAUUUGUCGAUGCCUGCAUUCAACAAUCAAGUUCACCAGGAAGGUACUGGCAUACAAAUUUGUGGAAUUGAUGCUAAUUCCUCUUUACAAAUGAAAAGUAGUGGUGAUAAGGUAGGUGACGCUAAAGCUGCCCUUUCGAUUCUGUCUCAGCAACCUAAAGAAAACAAGGAGGGUGCUUCAGUUACACACAUGGGAGGAACAAAUGAUGAAACCCUUAGUUGGCCUGCUAGUGUCCACCCUGAAGAUCAGCCUCGGAGAAGUAUAUAUAAUACGAUCUCCCAAAGUUUCUAUGAUAAUGGCUGUGUAAUCAGACAAGCAGGAAAACUCAUCCCUGGAUGGAGUUUUGUGAAUGAAGAGGAUGCUUCAGAUGAGCUUGAAGAUGCCGUAGUAGGCUCAGCAAAGGAUGAGAAUGAAGAGGAAGUGGGAGAUGAUGUUAGCUCAGAAGCUGAAGAAAUUGCUUAAACAAAAGAUCAGGUUGCUUACAAGAUGGAUACUGCAGUAGGAACUGGCCCCAAGGAUCUGCCUCAAUAUAAUAACUGGUGAUAGAUAAUUGUUUGACAAGUAUAGUUGAUGAUGGAUGGAUUCUGCUCAAUUGGGCUUCAACAAUUUUGUUUUGUCGACAUUUAAGAGAGGUUUGCCCAAAAUUUUGUAGGAUAGCAGGGUUUAACCAGGGCAAAGACCCACAUCUAAUGUUAUACUAUAUAAGUCUUACUGAUUAAAUUUAUCACAGAUUGUCCUCUUGUAAUUUAUCAAACAACAUUUGUAGCAUG
Molecule: messenger RNA, 1952 nt
Organism: Theobroma cacao (cacao)
Lineage: Eukaryota; Viridiplantae; Streptophyta; Magnoliopsida; Malvales; Malvaceae
Source: RefSeq, a predicted model, not a curated record